Molecule: messenger RNA, 3286 nt
Organism: Trichobilharzia regenti
Lineage: Eukaryota; Metazoa; Platyhelminthes; Trematoda; Strigeidida; Schistosomatidae
Source: the annotation of a GenBank genome assembly
ACCAUUCAUUGUUGGUAUUAUUUAUUAUUAUUAUUAUUGACCAAUUCAAAGUUAUAUUGUUAAGCAUUGAAUUUCAAAUACGAACUAUGAGUAGACACACACAUAUACAGCUUGUAAUAUGUCAAAGCAAACAAAUGCAAUAUAUUAUUGUCUGAGUCAUCAUGAAAUGUGACUGACUGAGUGUUCUAUUGAAUCCGAAUUGAGUAUUUUGAUUGGUUAAUACUGUCAUAUGUGUAUAGGUAUAUGGAUUGUGUGUUUGUACUAGAGGUGAAUAUAUAUAUGUGAUACACACACGCAUACAUACACAUGUCUGAUAGACAAGUGAUAAAUGAAGUGUGUAUAUCCCGUCAAAUUAUACACAUGACGUUAGGUAUAUUGUUGUAGAUAGUCGUCUUCAAUGAAGAAGGAGGUCAUUUAUCCCAAAGUGUGCUUGUUUCUUUAAGGCAUUACGGAUUAGUUGAAAAAGACAAAUAAAAUAUACAAACAUUUUAGUAAGAAUGUUUUAUGAAAAAGUUGAAAGUGAUAGAUUGACAAAUAUGAAUAUUGAAAAUAAUUCUGGCAUUAUAUCCUCUUCAUCUUCAUGCUCACCAUCUCCAUCGUCAUCUUCAGCAUCCACAUUGACAUCACCGUCAUCAUCAUCAUCAUUCGGAUGUAUAGACAAUACACAAAAUUUGAUUGGUUCAAGUAAAUUAAGUUCACGUAUUCUAGAAGAUGCAGCUUUACAGCUAUGGACAAGUUUAAAUUUGGAUAGAUUUUAUUUCAGUAAUGAAUUAAUACAAUUAACUGCAAGAUUACAACAAAAUAUUGCUACAGUUGCUGCUAGUCUAAAUCACCAUCAACAUCAACAGCAACACCAACACCCACAUCAAUAUCAACAUCCUGAAUACGAACAACAUCAGCAUCAGUAUUAUCAUCAUCAUCAUCACCACUACCAGGAGAAUUGCAUUCAUAGUAUUCAACACCAACACCAUCAUCAACAACAACAAAUACAACCACAACACCAACAAACACAUCAUCAAAACAUGAAUAAUAAUAAUAAUGAUAAAUUGGUUAAUAUUCUACAGUCACCUAGUCCUUAUCUACAUUCCCCUUUAACAUCACCUUCAGUAUCCUCGUUGGCAGCUGUUACAUCAUCUUAUAAUUCUAUUAUACAUGAUAAUGUAGAAAAAAAUAUGAAUGGUACUCAUAACAGUAAUGAUAAUAACACUAAUAUUAAUAAUAAUAAUUUAAAUUAUAAUAAUGAAUUUCCACUAUCAUUGAUUAAUUACUCAAAUGUAACGAAAAUUGCUCAACUUGCAUCGUCUACAGCAAACUUUUUUAACUCAAAUUUAACAGGUUUAACAUAUUCGAAUGAUAUGUAUUUAAAAUGUACUAAUAAUCAUAAUAAUAACGUUAAUAAUAAUAGUAAUGGUAGUGUAACCACUACUCCAAGUAUCGUUAUUAAACCAGAUUUGGAUGCCACUACUACUAAUAAUCUUAAUAGUAGUAGUAGUACCACUACUAUUACUAAUACUACACCUGCUAACCCCCCUAAUACUUCUACUCCCACUCCUACUAUUACUAAUACGAAUACUAUUACUGAUUCUGAUGUAUUUAUGAAACAAAUUGAUGUGGAUAAUAUUAAAAAGGAGAAUUUAAACGAUUAUUCAGUUAACCAAGACACUUAUGACACUAAACUUCAUUAUCUUCAUGAAAAACAAGAACAUCAACUGUCAUCUGAUACUGGUGCUUUUGACCCAUCUACAGAUAAGCAAUGCUUAUCCAAUGAAGUACAAACACAAGAAGGCGAACAAGAACAACCAGAACAGCAACAGCAACAGGAUGAAAAGCAAAAGGAGGAAACUUCAAUAGAGUUAAAUAAACCGAAGCAAACAUUAUACUCUUGUACAAUAUGUCGACAAAGUUUUCAUUCAAAUACUGGUUUAAGACGUCAUAAUUUGGCAUUACAUGCAACUAAAGCAAUGAGAUGUGAUCAAUGCAUAAAAGUUUUCAGACAUCAGGCAGCUUUAUCAGAUCAUAAAAAGCGUGUUCAUGGUCCACGUGAAUAUAUUUGUGGUAUAUGCUCAGCAGAUUUUGCAACUGAAACCUAUUUACGUUCACAUGUACGCAUUCAUGAUGAAAAAAGAUAUAUAUGUUUAGAGUGUAAACAUGGCUUCUCAAAUCCUUCUGAUUUAAAAAAUCAUAUGAGAAUACAUAAUGGAGAGAAACCAUUUGAAUGUGAAGUUUGUGGCAAAGCAUUUCGUCAUGUCAGUGGAUUUUAUGCACAUAUACGUAUUCAUACUGGUGAAACACCAUAUCAGUGUGAAUUGUGCGCAAAGAAAUUUAGUAAUGCAAGCAAUUUUCGAAUGCAUAGAAGAGUACACACUAAAGAAAUGCAAUUUCGCUGCCAAACAUGUGGUAAAGAAUUUAUUCAACCAAGUAAUUACAGUCGACAUUUACGUAUACAUACUAAGGAAAGACCAUAUUCAUGUAAACUAUGCUCAGCUGAAUUUUUAUAUUCUACAUCUUUGAAACGACAUCAACAAAGAAAUCAUGGAGUAGAAUUAUUAAGAUGUCAAUUAUGUCAAAAAACAUUUUUAAAUGAAUCAUGCCUUAUUCGUCAUCGUACUGGUUGUGAGUUGCGCGCUUGUGUUAAAACUGCUGACGAAGGUUUAUGUACUCAAUUGUUAUAAAAUCGUAUAUUGAAGACAAAAACUCAUAAAGUAAUGUAUCAUCUUCAUGCUGAUGAGAUUCAGACGAAAGUGAAUUAAGAAUUAUAACUCAGAAAGUCAAAUUUUGUUAUUGUUGUUGUUAUUUAAUCAUUUGUUUCGUUUUAUUUUCUUUCGAAUACACCUACCAUUCAGAAAAAGCGCCUUUUUUGUUUAUUCAUUCAUAUUCUCAGAUUGUUGGUUGUUGUUUUUCUUUUUUCUUUAACUCGUAUAAACUUUAACAAAUAAACUCUCGUUAUUUGUUUGUAUUGUACUGUUUGUUUUUACACUCAUAUUUUGGAUACACAUUUUAUAACAUUUUGUUUGAUAAAUAAUAAAUAUUUUCUUUUCGUCUUCCUGUUCAAACUAUUUUUCGAUGUAUUUUGUUUUAUUUCACUGAUGUUCUCAGUGGGAUUUUUGUUUGUUUUUUACAGCUAAGAAGAAAUAUUCCCAUUCAUAAAACUCACAUUUCUACAUAUUUUUUUAAAAACUACUCUAAUAUAUUAACUAUUGUUCGUUAAUUAUAAUAAUUAAUAAAAUUGAAAUAAUUAGAGGUAAUAACAGUUAUAAUAAUAAUAACAAUGAUCAAUAAACUUAAA